Messenger RNA from Ostertagia ostertagi, 282 nucleotides. NCBI's taxonomy places the organism in Eukaryota, Metazoa, Nematoda, Chromadorea, Rhabditida, Trichostrongylidae. The record is from the annotation of a GenBank genome assembly.
AUGCUCAUCAGGACUUUAAUGAGAUUUCAGGAGUAUGUGGUGGCGCACGAAACAGGACAUGCGCUCGGCUUCUGGCACACACAUCAACGACCCGACAGAGAUCGUCACAUUUCUAUUAAUUGGAAAAAUGUGAUGGAAGAAGCGACCGCGUCAUUUAUGCCAUUUCGAAGCAUGCUUCAAGCCUUCGGUAUUCGUCAAGUCUCUCCACGACGAGUUCCUUACGAUUACGGAUCUCUCAUGCAUUACCAUGCAGUCGCUCACGCGAUCAAGGUACGUAACCAU